AUGUGUGUAGACUACAGGGAUUUAAACAAAGCCAGCCUGAAUGACAAUUUCCUGUUGCCUCACAUCGACACCUUAGUAGACAACACGACGGGUUAUUCAUUGUUCUCUUUCAUGAAUGGCUUCUCCAAAUACGACCAGAUAAAGAUGCAUCCUGAAGACAUGGAAAAGACCACAUUCGUAACUAUUUGGGAACAUUUUGGAUUUAUAGCCAGCGAGAAAGGGAUCGAGAUCGACCCGGAUAAAGUCAAGGCUAUACAGGAGUUGCCUCUACCACACUCAAAAGGAGGUGCAUGGGAUGAGGAAUGCCAGAAGACCUUCGACAAGGUUAAACAUUACUUGUCCAACGCCCCAGUACUGAUGCCACCUAGCCCAGAUAAGCCACUGAUACUGUACUUGGCAGUAUUUGGAAAUUCUAUGGAAUGCGUGCUUGGCCAACAUGAUGAGUCAGGGAGGAAAGAAAGAGCGAUAUAUUAUCUCAAAUGCGUGCUUGGCCAACAUGAUGAGUCAGGGAGGAAAGAAAGAGCGAUAUAUUAUCUCAGUAAGAAAUUUGCUAAAUGUGAGACAAGAUAUCCGCCAAUUGAGAAGUUGUUUUUUUUCCUUAAUCUGGACAACCCAAAGACCGAGACAAUACAUGUUGUACUAUACGACUUGGCUUAUCUCGAAAAUAGACCCUCUAAAAAUGUAGUAAAAGGGAGUGCAAUAGCAGAUUUCCUAGCCAAUAGAGCCCUAGAAGAUUACGAGCCUAUGAACUUUGAUUUCCCAAAUGAAGAUCUGAUGUAUAUUACAACCACUGAAGAAGAUGCUCCAAAAGAAUAUCCCUGGAAACUAAAUUUUGAUAGGGCCUCAAACGGAGAUCAUUAUCCUUUUACCAGCAAACUUGAUUUUGAUUACACAAACAACAUGGCAGAAUACGAAGCAUGCAUCAUGGGUAUUCGUGAAACUAUAGAACGUAAGAUCAAGGUGUUGGAGGUAUGUGGUGAUUCUGCACUAGUGAUUUAUCAACUCAAAGGUGAAUGGGAGACGAGAGAUUCCAAGUUGAUCGAUUACCGAAGGCUGGUUCUUGAGUUAAUUAAGGAGUUUGAUAACAUCACUUUCUGCUACCUCCCGCGAGAUAAAAAUAAGAUGGCUGACACUUUGGCUACCUUAGCUUCCAUGGUCAAAGUAAACAAACAAGAGGAUCUAAAACCUAUCCAUAUGAGUAUUUAUGAGGCUCCGUCCUAUUGUUACAACAUCGAGGAAGAAAAAAAGGAUAAUCACUCUUGGUACCACGAUAUACUGCAAUAUGUAAAGAAUCGUGAAUACCCUGAUUAG
This is a messenger RNA of Gossypium raimondii (Peruvian cotton), 1311 nucleotides long. RefSeq lists its product as uncharacterized. Bases 1 to 1311 code for a protein of 436 amino acids. The record is from RefSeq and is a predicted model, not a curated record. NCBI's taxonomy places the organism in Eukaryota, Viridiplantae, Streptophyta, Magnoliopsida, Malvales, Malvaceae. Gene Ontology annotation, molecular function: nucleic acid binding; RNA-DNA hybrid ribonuclease activity. The transcript is spliced from 5 exons.